CGCCCUUCUCCUCCUCUUCUUCCUCGUCCCUUCGGACAGCCGGGUUUCCCCUUCAGAAAUGGACGGCAAGCUGCCUCAGCUGGUGGAGGAGCUCACGACUUCGGGGGAGCCGCGCCUGGACCCCGCGAAGCUUAAGGAGCUGAAGAAGAUGUGCAAGUCCUCGGAUGAGCAUAUUACUCAUGUUUAUCACUUGCUGAUGACACAGCUGAAUCAAGAGCACGCAGAGAUACGGCUGUCAGCAUUUCAAGUUGUGGAUGAACUCUUCACCCGUUCUCAUCAGUUUAGGACUUUAAUCAUUUCGAACUUCCAAGAGUUCUUGGAGCUCACAGUGGAAACAGACUAUGAUCAGCCACUCCCCCCACCGGUUGAAGUGGCACAAAAGCUAAAAAGAGCUGCCAUUAAAUCUGUACAAGAGUGGCAUGAGAAAUAUGGAGAGGCCUACAAGAAACUUUCACUAGGAUUCCAUUUCCUAAAACAGAAUAAGAAGGUAGAUUUUCAAGAUACAAAUGCUAGAACUCUAGCAGAAAGGAAGAGAGAUGAAGAGAAACAAAAAAGGUUGGAUAAUAUUUACAAGGAAAAAGCCAAAAAAGCUGAGAGGGAAAUGGCAGAUAUGUCACAAGAAAUCAAAGCUGUGCUGACUGAGAUGGAGAAUUGUUUUCAGCUUCUGAUGCCGGAUCCCUUUGACUUCAUGGCAAAUGACACUGAAACAGUCAAUUGGAGGACGGCUGAACUGGACAAAACUGUUCCCUGCUCUUCUGUGGAGAGGGCAGCUCACCAGGCACAAUUACUUGACGAUAAUGAGCAGCCUUGCUGCAGCAAGGACCUUCCUUCCAUCUCUCUGGUUCCAAAAGCUGGUAACAAGAAAGACUUGAAUAGCGAAAUGGAGGAGAAUGGAGGCAUGGAAGACUCUUUAAGUUCUGCAUUGACUUCUGCUGCUGCCAGUGGAGAAGAUGAUUAUGCCACCUUUGUUCGGAGCCAUGGUCUUGGAUCUCAUAAAUACAGCCUCAAUCUUGAAAUAGCCACAGAUGUGAAAUUGCAGGAGAAUGAAGACAAUACAGCUAUAAUAAAUAACGCUAUGGACGCUUAUAAGCUCAUCAGAAACAAAUUCAUGCCUUCUGUACAGUCUUGGAUUCAGUUGUUCACAAGGGCUGGAAUAAAUGAUGAACAUCUAAGACAAGCCAUUGAUCUUAAAAACAAAUUGGAGCGUGCCACAGAGAAAUGUAAGGAAAUGAAUAUUGGCUUUAAAGACAGGAAGAUGACAAUGAUGAAGGCAACAGAUGACAGUGACGAGGAGGACGAGUUUGUAGACGUGCCUGAGAAGGAGGGCUACGAGCCCUACAUUCCAGACCACCUUCGUAAUGAAUACGGGUUGGAACCAGUAUCACCUUCAAAACCCUUUGCGACAGGAAGAGCAUCUGCAGCGGCCUCCCAGCCUAAAAGAAAUGAAGAAGAACUUGAUCCAACCUGUGCAGCUGCAACAUGGAAAAUGAUCCAAGAUAAACUGCCUAGAUUACAUCUUCCAGGUGCCAGGAAUUCUGAACCAGGGGCACCCAACAAUAAGUCUGAAGAAGAAAAAGCCAAAGCCCCUGUCGUACCGUUUGGGUUAGAUCUUUUCUACUGGGGCCAAGAGCAACCAGAUUCUGGGAAGAUUAUUAAAUGUUCUUCUCAGCAUCGCUUCUGGGCACCCAGCGAAAUGGAAGAGGAGGUGGAAAACAAAGAAGUUGCUGAGAUGUUGAAGAGUAGAUAUAUAACAUUUGCUGGCAAGUUUGAGCCAGUGAAACAUAAAUGCCGGGCACCAAUGCCGAGUGGAGGACUUUGUGAAAGGCAGGAUAGAUUUAAGUGCCCAUUUCAUGGGAAAAUAAUCCCCCGGGAUGAUUCUGGGACUCCUAUUGAUCAAGAAGACAGAGAGAGAGAAGCAAAGCAACAGUUUGAGAAAAAAGAAAAACAACCAGAGUGGCAAGAUCCAGAGUUCAUGAGAGAAGUUGAAGCAGCCACUGGGGUUGAUCUUGGAUCCUCUCGGUACAGUGGAAAAGGAGGGAAAAAGAAAGGGAAGAAAAAGAAAUAUGCAAACCUCACAGACCUGAAGCAGCAGGCAAACACUUCUCGCUCCCGCCUUGAAAAGAAAGUUUUUGAUAAAACAGCCAUGAAGCGGGUGGUGAAAGCAAUGAAUCGCAUGGAUCAAAGAAAACACGAAAAGUUUGCAAACCAGUUUAACUAUGCACUAAAUUGAGUUGCCAUAAAUGGCAAAACUGCAGGGACAUUUGCCAGUACUGCCACUCUGUAGAGGAAAGCAUUUUAUUGGAGUAGUUUGCUUAGUAUCAACAUGUUUUUACAAUGAACAUGAAUCGUACACAUAAUUUUGUGUGUGGUUAUAUUGAUAACUGUCCUGAUCUCACUUUAAACAGAAGACUUGUGGUUUGUAUAUAUUCUAACACCACUCUAGAUUUUUUUUCUUUUUCUUUUUGGUGGACUGCAGAUUUUCAGCUUUUAAUACCUUGACUCAAUGGUCACAGAUGAUGGGAGUUGUAGUCUAGCAACAUCUGGCACCCCACAUGUUCCCCAUCCUCUAUGCUUCAGGGCCCACACUCCCCCCUUUUUUUCUUUUGGUACAUUCCUUUUCCAACCCCUGCAUUUACUUUUCC
Messenger RNA from Lacerta agilis (Sand lizard), 2642 nucleotides. It is a transcript of the gene UVSSA, whose product is annotated as UV stimulated scaffold protein A. Gene Ontology annotation, biological process: transcription-coupled nucleotide-excision repair; response to UV. Gene Ontology annotation, cellular component: chromosome. The record is from RefSeq and is a predicted model, not a curated record. NCBI's taxonomy places the organism in Eukaryota, Metazoa, Chordata, Lepidosauria, Squamata, Lacertidae. The coding region runs from base 59 to 2230 and encodes 723 amino acids. Gene Ontology annotation, molecular function: RNA polymerase II complex binding. The transcript has 13 exons.